AUGGCCGACCCGGCAAAGAAGAGGAGCAACCCCGCCACUUCGAGAGGAGGAGAGAGCCACACACGUGGUGCGAAGGCACCGCGUUUAGCCACCCGCGAUGGCCCUACCGAAGGUAGGGGCGGAAAACCUAGAAGUCCGCCAGCGGGUGGCAACAAGACUGCCAGCGGCCCUCUAGCUGCUGGAACCAGUAAGGCAGGCCCAAGUAACCUAUCCCCAAAAACAGGAGCCAGUGAUGCGGCCAACCUGGGGCCUGCCAAACAGACAAGAUACAAUUGUGAGGACUGCGGGAAGGCGUUCUACACCAAGAAUGGACUUACAAGACACAGACCCGCGUGUGGCACCGUAGAGCGGACCAAAUGCCAGUACUGCGGGUCGGAGUUUUCAUCUUUUACUGGCGUGCGACUGCAUGAGCACAGGGCACACGCCGCUGCAGUAAAUGACGAGAAGAGGGAGAGGCUGAAAGGCCGGAAUCUGAACUGA
Molecule: messenger RNA, 480 nt
Organism: Acanthoscelides obtectus
Lineage: Eukaryota; Metazoa; Arthropoda; Insecta; Coleoptera; Chrysomelidae
Source: the annotation of a GenBank genome assembly